This is a messenger RNA of Hypoxylon trugodes, 1068 nucleotides long. Its product is annotated as putative elongation factor 1-beta. The coding region runs from base 161 to 847 and encodes 228 amino acids. Lineage: Eukaryota; Fungi; Ascomycota; Sordariomycetes; Xylariales; Hypoxylaceae. The record is from RefSeq and is a predicted model, not a curated record. The transcript is spliced from 5 exons. Gene Ontology annotation, biological process: translational elongation. Gene Ontology annotation, cellular component: cytosol; eukaryotic translation elongation factor 1 complex. Gene Ontology annotation, molecular function: guanyl-nucleotide exchange factor activity; translation elongation factor activity.
GAGAAGCCCGCCAUUAAUUCAACCCCACCUUGGAACUUCUUAUUAUUUCUUCACAAGCACAAGCUUUCCUUUUCCCUCCUCAUUCCCAUUUUCAAAGAUACCCCCAGAAUUCAGAUUCCUUCUAUCCAUUCUCUUCUCUCAUUCAUUCAAACCGGGAAAAAUGGGUUUCACUGAUCUGCUCACUGAUGCUGGUUCGGCCGUGCUUAACAGCUGGUUGACCACCCGAUCAUACGUUACUGGUUACUCUCCUUCCCAGGCCGAUGUUGCCGUCUUCAAGGCCCUCAAGUCCGCCCCCGAAUCCGCGAAGUACCCCCACGCCGCGAGAUGGUACAAGCACAUCGCUUCUUUCGAGGACGAGUUCCCUACCCUCCCCGGUGAUGCCUCCAAGCCCUACACCGUCUACGGACCCGAUGAGGCUGCCGUCACCCUAAACCCCGCCAAGGCUCCCGAUGCUGCGGAGGACGAUGAUGUCGACCUAUUCGGUAGUGAUGAUGAGGAGGAAGAUGCUGAGGCUGUCCGUGUCCGCGAGGAGAGACUAGCCGCUUACAAGGCAAAGAAGGAGGCCAAGCCCAAGACCAUUGCCAAGUCUAUGAUCACCUUAGAUGUCAAGCCCUGGGAUGACGAGACCGAUCUGGUCGCUCUUGAGGCCGCUGUCCGAGGAAUCGAGAAGGAUGGUCUAGUCUGGGGUGCCUCCAAGUUAGUCCCCGUCGGUUUCGGUAUCAAGAAGCUACAGAUCAACUUGGUCGUUGAGGAUGAGAAGGUUUCCCUCGCCGACCUACAGGAAGAGAUCGAAGGUUUCGAGGACUACGUCCAGUCUUCGGAUGUUGUUGCCAUGAUGAAGUUGUAAACGGCAUCCACCAAGGCUCUGCUGGAAGACAAGGUCACUAUACCAACACUCAAUGCAUGAUACACGACUACUAGAAAAACCACAAAGCAUGGUUGAUGACUCUGAUGAGGUUGGUUGGGUGAUAUGACAGGGAUAGUUGCUCUUACAGGUCAAAUAUAGAGACCUUAAGGUUACCUAUGGUAGAUGCAUAAAACGCUAAUACAAAAUUUGUCCCAAAUUAC